AGGCGCGCAUCAUCUCGAGGUCCAACCUCUUCCAAACGCAGUAAUGAUUGGGAAACUGACCACCGACAAUUUCCCUUUAUAUCAGAACCUUUAAAUGGACUGAUGGCAGCCUUGGCAGGAUUAUAUAAAAAAACGGGUUACCACGCAAGGUGACCCUUUAACUGACGGCAUAUAUGGAUUGGACCUCAUCGCCAGGACAGACCUGGGGCGCGUCUGAAAGGGACAGUGCCGUGAAAGAGGAGUCCUCAGCCAGGAGCACAGGUCACAUGACAGAUGUAUGUAGUGAUGAAACUGAAAACUCACCUUCUCUCCAACCUCACACUCUGAGAGAGUUUGAACAGCAUCUCAAUGACCUGAAGAAGGAGAACUUCAGCCUCAAGCUCCGCAUCUACUUCCUGGAGGAGAGAAUCCUGCAGAAGUACGAGGACACCAGUGAUCAUGUCUACCGCACGAACAUCGAGUUGAAGGUAGAAGUGGAGAGCUUGAAGCAAGAGUUACAGGAGAAACAAGACCUUCUUGACAAGGCUCUGUCAACAGCUGAGAGCCUGUCCAGUCACAAUGAGGCAGAGCUACAGAGACGAUGUGAGGAGAGACAGCAGGAGAUCGACCACAUGCAGGAGUUGCUGGAGACCAAGAUACAACUCCUGCAGGAGGAGGCCGAGCUAGCGCGAUGUGAGGCUGGGAGGAUGGCCUCCCUGGCUAGGUCUAGCUCCCAGACCCUCUUGGAGGACAUGAAGGACAGCCCAGAGGAGGAGGAGAGCACCCAGACCACGUCUCACCACCCCCCAUCACACACCAACAGAGACAGGGUGGUUGAGGAGCUGACCUGUGCUCUGCGCUGUAAGGAGGCUCUGAUCACUGAGCUGAGUGGACAGAAGAGCAUCCUGGCCCUGAAGGUGGGAGAGCUGGAGGGACAGGUAGUGAACCUCUCAUCAUCCCUGCUGCAGAAAGAGAGGGAUGCAGAGUUCUACCAGGAGGAGCUGGGCAGGGAGAGACUACGCAUUGAGCAGGAGAUGCAGACUCUGAUCGAGGAGCAGCAUAGCCAGUUGAACCAGUAUGAAUGUGCAGCAGGUCAGUGUAUCAGUGAGCUGCAGAAGGCCCAGCUCCAGGUCCAGUCCCUGCAGACCAAGAUCCAGGAGAGCGAGGCCAACAACACGAAGCUGCAGGAGAAGCUCAGUGAGAUGGAGUGUGAUCUGCGUUCUAUCCGUCAGGCAGCUCAGAACCAGGAACACACAAUCCAGGGCCUGACCGACUCUGUCAGUACCAAGGACAACGAGGUCCAGGAGCUGUACCAGUUAAUUGAAGGGCAGAACACCACACUGUGUAAACUGAGAGAGAUGGCCCACCACAACCAGAUCACGCAACAUCAGGCUCCAGAGGGGGGCAGUGAGGUUGCGGGUCUAGCCCAGCUGCAGGGUGAGUUAGUGGGGGUACAUAGCUCUCUGUUUACCCUGGGUCUGGAGCUGGAAGCCAGUCAUAGAGCGCAAAGACAGAGCCAGAGACAGGCUGAGGACCUGACCAGAGCUAAAGACAGACUCCACUCUGACCUAAAGGAGGCACUGCAGCACAGGGAGGUCACCGACAAACACAACCAGGAUUUGCUCAGUGCCCUGGCUCAGUCCCGCUCUGCGCUGCAGGCUAAAGAGGCUCAGCAGAAGGAGAGCGAGGCAGAGAAACACAUGGAGGUUCAGGAGAGAGACAAGAACAUCACACAGCUCAAACUCUCCCUACAGGACAAGGAGAGCCAGCUACAGGAGUACUCUGAGCUCCUGGAAUCAGUAGACAGCUCCAAACCCAGAGAUAUUCUGAUGGACAAACUGAGAGAACGCAUCAGAGACAGGGACAGAGCACUGGAGCGGUCUAUAGAUGAGAAGUUCCGUUGUCUGGAGGAGAGGGAGGAGCAGGUGAGGAGACUACAGCUGGCCCUCCGAGAGAAAGAACGAGACCUGGAGAGACUCCAAUGCAUACUGCUCAACAACCAGGAGACCAUCACGAGUCUGGAUGCGUUGGUGCGGGGUAAGGAGCUGGAUGUGGAGCAGGCAGCAGAAGCCCACAGGAACCUGCAGUGGCUCCAGCAGCAGAGUGAGGAGAGAGAGAAGAGCACUCUGAGAGAGAGAGACACACUCAUCAACCAGCUACAGUCUGCCCUGCAGACACGCAGCCGGGAGACACAGGACCUGACGGCAGCCCUACUGGCUAAGGUCCAGGCAGGCCCCAGUGAGGUGGUGGAGGAGCUGAAGGCUCGCCUCGCACUGAAGGAGAAACUGUUCCAGGAACUUCUGUCAGACCGCAACCGCCAGAGCCACGAACACCAAGCACAGGUCCAGGACCUGCUCAGCACCAUCAGCACCAAGGACCAGUACAUACAGGACUGCUCUGAUAGGCUUUCCCAGGUGAUUGGUGAGCGGACAGGCCAGCUGCAGGAGCUGCACAGGCAGCUGUCAUCACAGGAACGGGAGAUGGGUGAGCUGCGGAAGGAGAGAGAGAGGGAGAGAACGGGAGAGGCAGAGCGACUGCAGAACCUACUAAAAGAGAAAGAGACUUUUAUCCAGAGUCUGAUGCAGGGACAGGAGGAGAGCAUGGAGCCCUCCACACCAGAGGGGGCAGCAGAGGUACAUGCCAUCCAGGAAGAGCUGGAGCUGGUCAGGAAGAAAGAGAGGGAGGCUCAGCUGGAGCUCUCAGCCCUGCGCUCAGCUCUCACACAGGGCCAGCAGCAGGCCCAAAAGCAGGAGGAUAGAUUUAAGAUCCUGGCCCCAGAAAUAACAGUCAGGGACCAGCCCUCCAGCACUGACCACCAGAGUGUGUUGGAACAGUUGGUCAAUGAGUACCACAGGCUGAACAAUGCUUUGAGGGCAGAGAAGAGGCUGUACCAGAGUCUGAGCCACAUCCAGACUAGAGGAGACAGCAGCUCAGAGAAGACCCAGGCCCUGCUCACAGAACUGGACUCUGUUCAGGCAUUGCGAGGGCAACUGGAGGAGGUCCUAACCAGGACCCAGAAGACCGCCCUGGCACUGGAGAGGGCAGCUAAGAGGCAGUCUGACUUUGGAGAGCUCAGCACGGAGGAAGAAGAAGAGGAGGGAGAUGAUGAAGAGGGCAGCACUGAUGAGUUCUCAGACAGUAUUGAAGACGAUGAGGAUAAACUGACUGCCAAAAGUCUGGCCUCCACUAAGAACUCUGUGGUGGCCUGUGGGCAGGGGGUGCUGUCUGGAGGACCUUUGAGCGGAGCACUGUCCCAGGGGGCAGAGGGGCAGGGACAGCAGCUGGCUGAACAGAAGAGGGCAUUCGAAGAAGAAGUGGAGGAGAUGAGAACACAGCUGGAGACAACCGGCUGCUCCUCACUAGCCCAGAUGAGGAGAACACUGCAGAAGCUACAACAAGAGAAUGAAGCCCUGAAAGAUAGCCAAGGGGGAUUACAGGGUCUAGGAACUCUGGAGGAUCCAACAGACAUCUGCCAAGGAUGGGGACAGGAGGAGGAGGAGGAGGCACAAUCAACAGUGGUACCCACCCAGGGCAACUAUGGCCCCCCAGCAGUGAGGAUGAGAGAGGGGAGGGGGAACAGACAGUAUACCAGACCUCACUCCCUAGACUUGGGGACUCUCCUCUCCCAUCACCAGCCAGACCAAACAGAGAAGGAGGCUGAAUCUGAUGAUGUCACCGGCGAUGUGGGUGGGUUCUGGCAGCAUAUGGAUGCGGGUCUCCGUGAGCAGGCGGCGCAUCUGCGUUCUGAUUUGGCGCUGAGCAGACAGGAGAGCAGGGAGCUGCAGGAGAGACUCAUGGUGUCUGAGGCCACAGUACAUGCACAGGCUGAACAACUCAAAGACUACAGGGAACUACUCACAGAGACAUCAGUUGAGCAGGACAGUAAGCAGGUCCAGGUAGACCUACAGGACCUGGGCUAUGAGACCUGUGGCCGUAGUGAGAACGAGGCAGACAGAGAGGCCAGCAGCCCAGAGUUUGAUGAUCUGGAGAUGUGUACGUCACUGAGCCACCGGCAGGACUACGAGAGUGCCGGAGUUUGGUUCCAUGGCGAUGGGAGUGUGGGCGGAGCUUUUGAUGAAGGCGAGGAGCCAGCGGCAGGAUCCUUACAGCAAUUGGUCCUGGACCUGCGUUCUCAGCUGACCCGCUGCCACAAGGUGAUUCGUGGGUUGCAGCUACGUGUGCGUUCACUCUCCACCACCAGUGACUACGCAUCCAGUCUGGAACGCACCCCACGCAAGGUGAAUUGGGCAUUUGAGGCGUCCCCGGCCCUCAGCGGUGUAGAAGACGAUGAGGGCUGGAUGUCCGACAGCCUGGGGCCUCGCAUGGAACCCAAGCCCAGCCGAGAGCUGCGAGAGCUGGUGUCCCGAGUAGCCUCACUGGAGGCCCAACUCAAGAGCUCCAGGCUGGAGGGGAAAGGAGGGGUGGUGGAGGAGGGGAAGUGUGCUACCUGGCCCGGGAAGUACAACACCCUGAUCCAGGCUCAGGCCAGGGAGCUGUCCCACCUGCGUCAGAGGAUGAGGGAGGGCCGUGGUGUCUGUCACAUACUCACACAACACCUGGGAGACACCACCAAGGGCUUUGAGGAGCUGCUGCGUGCCAACGACAUUGACUACUACAUGGGACAGAGCUUCAGAGAGCAGCUGGCACAGAGCACUGCCCUGGCACAACGAAUGGGCACUAAGAUCAGUGGACGUGACCGUGCUGAGCUACAUGAUGAUAAGAUGGGCCAUGAGCUGCUUGCUUUGCGGCUGAGUAAGGAGCUCCAGCAGAAGGAUAAGAUAAUCGAGUCGCUCCACACCAAACUCCAGCAGCGUCCUGACACCCCCUCCAGCAGCCAUGCCCUCUCAGAGACCACCGACCAAUCAGACAGAACCUCCUUUGUGUCAGACGAGUGCCGGACCAAUGAGGACCUGGAGCUGUGCUCAGAUGUGGAUGCUGGCAGCGAAUACGCUCAAGAAGUGAAGGGACAGGGGGCGGGACGUGGCCCAGGAAGCACAGACGUCCACCCCUCCCUCCCUCCAUCCUCUCUUAAGUCCUCCAGCAGCUGUCCCAACAUGCUAUACUCCACUCCCGUGGAGUCAGCUAGUCAAACUGGUCCUGUGUCCUGCUCCCUACCCACCUCCCAGUCCCUCCCCAGGCUUUACCCUAGACAUGACCUCUGGGGUCAACAUAUGAUCUUUGACCCCGCGACCAGGACCUUCCCUAUGGAAGCGGUGGAACAGCAGCUGCAUCCCCUGCACAGACAGAUGACUAUGAAUAAGAGUUUUGUGGUUCCUCACGCUAAGGCCCGGACAACCGCCCCACCAACCGCCCAUCACCAGCCUGACCAUUCCACUUACAGACAGACUACCCACCAUGCCUUUUACCCACACCAGCUAGGCGGCCGACCCGCAGGCCCCGCCCUGAAGGCAGACGCAGAUCUGGUGGAUAGUGGUGCAUUGUGGGAUAUGGAGAACAUGGUUCAGCCAAUCAGGGUUGGGUCAUCAGGAUACUAUUCAGGAAACAGCUUUACUGGUGUGGACGUGAUCAAGGAGCACCUGAGGGAGGUGCAGUGUCUGCGUCAGCACCUGGAGGAGUCCAUCAGGACCAAUGAGAGGCUCAGACAGCAGCUGGAGGAACGCCUUUCCACCACCGGCCGUGACGGCGCAGCUCCCACCAACAUCUACAUCCAGAGCCUGGACUCUGUCUGCCAGCUGUCCAAUGAGAUCAGAGUCCUGAAAGAGGAGAACCUGGCUCUCCAGGCCCGCCUGCAGGCCAGCUCAGAAACGUGUGAGGAGGCGGAGCAGCUGCGUGAGGUGGCAGUGACGGGGCGUGCCCGUCUGAAGCAGGCGGAGCUGGAGGCGGAACAGUGGAAGGAGGAGUUACGCCGGCUGCAGACACACAGCCAGGAGCAGGGACAGCAGAUUCACACACUCAGACAGGAGAGGCAGAACAGCCAUGACAAAAACAAUAGGCUCCAGCAUGAGGUGUCCCUGCUGCAGCAGCAGUUGUGUGAGAGCAGGGAGCUGCUCCACUCUCUGCAGAGUGAGCUGCAGGUCUACCACAGAGUGUGUGUCAACGCCAAGGGCAACCCAGAGUUUCUGUGUGAGGGCCAGUACGGUAGGGUCCCUGCCCUGCCCCUGCCCGGGGAGCUGGGGGAGCUGCUAGGGGAGGUGAGGAGCCUCAGAGCCCAGCUCCAGAGCAGUGUCCAGGAGAACAGUGUCCUGAAACAGCUGGAGCUCCACAAACAUCUGGAGCAGAAGCUGGGUGGGGGCGUCCACGGAGGGCUGGGGAGCAUUGGGGGGAUGGAGCCCCCUCGUACCCCGUCUCUCAGUGCCCUUACAGACAGCCCCCAGAGGGACAGCCUCUACAGACGGCAGCUACUACAUGACCCAGCGCCGUCUCCCCCGGUCAGAGACAUUGGGUUGUUUAACUGUGGUUCUCCAUACCACGUCCCCUACACAGAUCUGGUGGAGACCCCGCUCACUGCCAACGAUCUGGACCCCCACUCAGAGCUGCAGGGGGACGCCCCGGACGGCUCGUUCUCUAACCGGAACGGACGCCACGCCAUCGGGCACGUGGACGAUUACAGCGCCCUGCAGCAGCAGGUCCUGGAGGGGAGGAGUCUGGUCCAGAGAAUGGAAACAGCCCUUCAGGCCUGCCUCAGCCAAUCAAUGCUAGUAGACAGCCAGGACCAGGUCCUCCUGGACUAUGGCUGUGUGAGGACUCUGUUGUCUAACACCAAGACCCUGAGACAGAUCCUGGAGGAGGCUGUGUCCCUGCUGAAGAUGUUCUGGAGGGCUGCCCUGCCCAGCACCGACCGCUCCACCCACAACCUUAAGAAGGAGCAAUGUAUGAAGGAUGAGAUUCUGUCUCUGAGGGGGCGUAUCUCAGAGCAGGAGGAGGUUCUCCAGGGAACCGUCCAGAGACUGAGGAGCACCAGCCGCACCAAGGAGAGCAUGGAGCACUUCAUCGUCAACCAGCUAUCAAGGACUCGAGAUGUGCUGAAAAAAGCAAGGACUAACUUGGAGAAGAACGAGCGGAGAAUUUCUUCCCUAAGCUCCUCCUCUUCCACUCCUUAUGCUGCUGAAGACCGAAGUCCCGGCAAUGAACGGCCUACUGAUUGGAGUUUCUUGAAGCCUGGCGACGCCCCGGCAACGUCAAAUCAGCGUCCAGGAACCAGGAAGCGCAGCAGCCAGUGCCUGUUUUAGGUGAUGACCUGUUAUAGGAACCAGCCAGCCUAACACCACGACCUCUGAACUCUGACGUCACCGCCAGAACAGCCACGACCCCUCCUCCUCCUCGUUGCCUCAUCUCUAGCAUCCAACGUCCCUCCUCAGAUCACUCCAUGCUUCUUUCUCUCCUAUCCCUCCUCCACUUCUCUCCUGCCGGCAAUUUGUGCCCAAUGCUCCUGCCUCCUACACCUUGGGCCUUACCUGAACUCUUACUCCUUUAGUGUCAUUCCUCCACCCUCCUUUUGACUGUUCUCUUUCCCCCACCUCCACCCUUGUUCUUCUGUUGGAGUCUUUGAGCUCCAGAGACGGUUGGUCCAGUCUGAUGAUUACCUUGUUGUGAGCGUGAAGAAGAAGGUGGUUUGAAACGUGCCUCAGAUGGUAACAGUAAUGUGCGCCCUUGACUGCUGUAGAAGAAGUAGGAUGAAGCUGCCCCUAGACAUUGAGCUAAGGUCAGAUUUGCCUUUUCCCCAAUGGUAAAAGUUAUGGGAUUUGGGGAAGGUAGGCUGAUCCUAGAUCUGUAGCUAAGGGAAGCUUCUAUAUGGAGCAUAGUAGAUUGUGCUCUUCUGCCUGGCAGCUUUUGGACGGGAUAAGUGUCAAUGCAUGUGAACUCAUGGCUUGAGAAAGGAAAUGUAUAGUAUUCAAACAGUACGGUACCCAUAUAAAUAUAAUAGGCUUGGAACCUCUAACCCUGGCAAUAGGGACGCCCAUUCUAUUCAUUCUAUUUCUGUGACAGUACCCGCGUCACACACAUAAGUUCACAGACAUACAUGAACAAUCCAUUUCUUUCAAAACAAGUAUUCAACUUUCACUGCCACAGAAAUGCUAACUUUAUCCUCGUGGCAUUUCAUCAAUGAGGACUUUCUUUGCAAGUACAAUGCAAAAAAGUUGAAUAACAUCCACAAUCUAGCUAGAUCUGCUGGAAUCACAGUGGAGGAAUGUAUAGGUGUAACACUUCUAGGUAAUUGUUUGCUAUAUUUAUCUGUGGAGGAUGAAGCCUGUGGAUGGUCUGUCUGCCAUUAGCCAAGGGUUCUGGAUAGCAGAACAAAGGCCCAGUUCCAUUUCAAUCACUAGCCACUUCCCCUCGCUCCUACUCCAUCGGUAUUCACAGAUCUGAAUAGACUGGAUAGGUGAAAGCAGUAUGUUGAUGGCUUCACCUAGUCCUCAGAUAAGUUAAGUUGAGCUUCCACUAUGUUGCUUUUAUCUAUCCAGUCCUGGCUGAUCUAACACUGACAAGGUAAAGGCUGAAAGAAGGGGCUAGGGGCUGAAAUGGACCGAUGCCGAACAUGCGUAUUUAAGCUCCUCUUUAGGAGUCCUCAGACGAGCAUGUGCAAUAAUUACGUUGUUUAUUGAAUGAUCAUGGCGCACCAGCUUUUUGGUUUUUUGCCUGACACUGGAACUAAAGUAUUUAACCACUCUUGAUAAGUGAAAAAGACCGUUGGUGCAAUAUUAUACUAAUAACUAUCUUCUACUAACUUAGGAAUACUACUGACUGAAACAAAGUGAAGUUUUUAUGCAGUGUUGAUGCAUGAAAGAGGUUUUAAAAGGAAAAAUCUAAACAUUUGUUUGUGGAACAUGGGAUCACCAAUACUUGCCAAAGUUUGAACUUUGAACUCUUCACGUCCUUGUUUGCCUUACCCAUGAGAAUGACAUACUGUAGGAGUGGUGUGACUAUACGAAGUCAUCAUCAGCCCAGUAUAUGAGAUCAUUUAUGACAUCAUGAUGGAGAUAUUUAAUUGGCUGCUCUAUGAGAGCCAUUCGAACCAGAGAGACGGUAACCGUUAGAUUAUAAAUGUGCUUUAUAACGAGCACAUCUUGUCAUAAAUGGACCAAACAUUUCUAAAAGCGAAUCUUUCACACUUGGCUUCUAUUGCUUUGUGAAUUCCAAAAACUUAAAUUGUGCUCAUGUGAGAGAUGUACCACUAAAACAGAGAAUACUAUUGUGAUUGUUACAUUUCCAUUGGACUUUUUGUCUCGGGUAAGACCAUUGCAUUCCCAUGGUGUUGUUGGCUAAAUGUUCUGUGUCCUUUUAGGUGUUACAAACUUUGGCAGGCUACUGGUGGGACCAAUGUUCUAGAUUUCACCAUUGGUGAUGUCACACCCAAAGGUGUUUCUUCCUAUGCUGCUUUUGAUUGUGUUGUAUGUUCUUGCUGUACAUUUGGAAAUUAUCACGCUGUAAAUGACUUGCUUUUUCACUGUAUUCUGUUGGCUGACCUUUUGGUGUGUGGAUAAUCAUGUCAGACAUUUGCUCUGUAUGCAAACGGUGAAUAUCUGGGUAGCUGUGCAAUAGCUCUACACUAUAUCUAUUUUAUUUUGAUGUUACACAUCAUUAUAUUAACAAUAUUUUUGCUUUCUUAAGUGUU
Molecule: messenger RNA, 9553 nt
Organism: Oncorhynchus keta (chum salmon)
Lineage: Eukaryota; Metazoa; Chordata; Actinopteri; Salmoniformes; Salmonidae
Product: myomegalin-like
Cellular component (GO): microtubule organizing center
Source: RefSeq, a predicted model, not a curated record